AUGGUGGCAAUCACCUUCAUCCAACAUGAUCCUACUCAUACUCAAGAACCACGACAGAAACAGCUUGACUCGGCACGCGCAAGGGCCCAUGCUGCCCGCGUCUCCCAUGCUCGGAGACGGAGCGACAGCCACCAGCAUUCGCCGCCACAAAGUCAAGACCUUGAUCUCCAGACCGAAGACAGCGACGAUGAGCAUUUCUUGACAGUGUCAGCUUUUGAAGGCAACUCAGAUCCGUUCCGAUGCUUUGCGAUCGAAAUAACCCCGGCACUGAACCGCAUUCUGACCUUCACCAGAGACGUUGCCUUGCGCGCCCACUACUCACCUCUCGCCAUCAGAAGGAUAUCGCGAACGAUAGCGGGUACUUUUGAGCAGCCUUAUAUUCUGGGCGGAUGGGCCGAUAUUGCAGCAAGUUUGCGGGAUGAAGGCACUGCUCUUGCUCGCUUGACGACAUAUAGUCAAUACUUGAGUAGCUGUGUGCAAAACCCCAAGGAAUUGAGGAUGUUGGUCUUGCAGAUGCGAAAGCGCAGCCUCCAGCUCUUGCGUGAAAAGCUGGAGAGGCACACAGAUUCGUCCGCUUCUGAAGAGAAGAACGCUUUGAAGCGCCACAUCUUCUCACUAUUUGACGCCGAAUGCUGCUGUGGAAACACCCAGGCAGCGAUCAUCCAUGGGACAACCUUGCAGAAGCUGAUCAAUGAGAGCAACACAUUCGAUGCACCAAUGGCCCAACGGUUGCUGUAUAUUAUAUGCCAUUCAGCAGCCACCAGUGGACAGCGGACCGUGCCAUCUGUGGGCGAGUGGAUCAGCGCAAGGUCUGAGGCUUUCCUGAAAGAGCAGAUUCCACCUCAUCCACUUGGAGUUCCUGAGAAUCACCUGUCUCAUGCAAGCGUCACUCUACCGGAGUUACGAACGCUCUUUGCACGCUGCUGGUACCUGGGAGACGCUAGCAAGCAAACUACACCAACGGAGAGUCCUACAGCUGCCACGGCCGUCCAGAACAAGAACGCCGCUUACAUAUACGUGACGGUCUCCGCCCUCGUUAACCUAUGCCGGCUCAACGACAUGUUUCAUAAUCUCGUCGAAGCGGUCUGGAUGGCUGGGAUCAGCAGGUCCGAAAGGUACACCCAGGCAGCGCUGUCAGUCGCUCUCAACUAUCUCACGCGAGAGAUGUUUGGUGAUUUGACCAUUGGUGGAGUCAACAUUCGGGAUUGCUCAGUUCUCCUGAUGGGCCAACUGAGAUUGACAUUCACGAGAGCAUAUCAAUCCAGCUCGGUUAACGAACGCCUGGACUUCGCGCCCGCAUACCUCUGGAUUCUCUACGUGGGAGCGCUCUGUGAACACCGAAGGAGAGACAACAUUCUGAUGGUAGAUUUGCUUGAUGAAUUCUGGUUUAGUCCACUUCUCGCUCUGCAGGCUAAUUUGAUGGGUGUCAUGACGUGGCCACAUAUGCGUGCCAUGGCUGAACAGUUCUUUUACACAGAUAUCAUCGAACCGGAUGGUGCAGUCUGGUUUGAGACUCUUCUCAAGAGGUACGCUCACGCAUCUCGCCAAAAGAGGGUAUCAGUGGCUAGCCGGUACAUCUGGUUCUUCAAGUCUCAAGGGUGA
Molecule: messenger RNA, 1602 nt
Organism: Fonsecaea erecta
Lineage: Eukaryota; Fungi; Ascomycota; Eurotiomycetes; Chaetothyriales; Herpotrichiellaceae
Exons: 1
Coding region: 1-1602 (533 amino acids)
Source: RefSeq, a predicted model, not a curated record